UGUUAUAAUUAUUAUAAAACGAGCAAGUCUCGUAUAUUUUUUUAUCAUCCAUUCCAUAAUUUUCCAAAAAAUUAAAGAAUAUAAUUAUGAAUGUAAAGUCUCAACUUUCCUUCAUGUAUAUACAUUUUUGACGUAUUCGAAAUAAGGUUAGAAUCAGAUAAAUAUGAUUAUUUUACGUGCCAUUAAGUGUCUUCCUACAUAUUUAUACCAUGAGACUCGACAUUAUUUAAGUAAUGGAAAUAUACCAUCUGGCGUAAAUGGCGUAAAUGGCGUAAAUGGCGUAAAUGCAAUUUCAUCGGUGUCGACACGAGCACAAAGGAACAACAAUGAAAAUCACAUUGUCUGGUUUGAUAUGGAGAUGACAGGGUUGGACGUAGAAAAUUGUCAUAUUUUAGAAAUUGCGUGUUUAAUAACCAAUGGAUAUCUAACACCUGUGAGCGAUUGCCUGAAUAUCGUUAUGUAUCAACCGGAUGAAAUUUUAGAAAAUAUGUCAGACUGGUGUAAAGUACAACACAAGAAGACUGGCUUAGUCGAUGAUUGUCGAUCGAGUAAAAUUACGUUACAACAAGCUGAGGAAAAGACACUAGAAUAUUUAAAUACCUAUGUUUCAAAGAAAAUGUGUCCAUUAGCUGGAAAUUCAAUUUAUAUGGAUCGUAUAUUUUUGAAGAAAUAUAUGCCACUAAUUGAUGAUUAUUUACAUUACAGAAAUAUUGACAUUAGUACAAUCAAAGAACUGGUUAGGAGAUGGCAUCCAAGUAUAGAUAAAGCAGCUCCAAAAAAACGAUAUUCGCACAGAGCCAAGUUUGAUAUACAAGAUAGUUUGAACGAGCUUCACUAUUACAGAGAACAUUUCUUUGGCCAAAAAGAAUAAGAUGAAUAUAGAUAUAUAUUUUUCGUUUCGUUAUAUUGACUGCGUCGAGUCAUAAUCUGCUUAUUUAUUUGUACAUGCAAAACCCAGUAUACAAGUCUGUAAUGAUCACGAAAAUUCGAAUGAGAAAUAGAGAAAUAGGCCUCGAGAAAAAAGAAAUUUUAAACAUUUGUACGCAUUUGGUUGUAUCAAGUACUUUGUAAUACUUACGAAUUCGAGUGAAUGGGAGGAUGAGAGGGCGUGUGUGUCCGCCACUUGUCUCUGUGAGCA
Molecule: messenger RNA, 1138 nt
Organism: Ooceraea biroi (clonal raider ant)
Lineage: Eukaryota; Metazoa; Arthropoda; Insecta; Hymenoptera; Formicidae
Product: probable oligoribonuclease
Cellular component (GO): mitochondrion
Molecular function (GO): nucleic acid binding; 3'-5'-RNA exonuclease activity
Source: RefSeq, a predicted model, not a curated record